CCCCCGGAAGGGAACGCAGGGGCCCUUUAAAUGCCCAAGCCCCACCCCCGGCUGCCGGCCUGCCGGGAAGUGAUCUCGGGCUGGCGAGGGCGUGUCUGACCUGGGGAAUCCCGGCAGCCCUGGGCACCUGAGUGCGAGCACUUGAACCCUCGGACUCGCCCCAGACUGGUUGCGGACAUCGUCUCCUUGAACCCCCAGUCCCCUAGGCCCUUGCUCCUGCCGGGACAGUCACCAUGGCAACAGACGAGUCCAUCAUCCGCAUCCCUCCGUACCACUACAUUCACGUGCUGGACCAGAACAGCAACGUGUCCCGCGUGGAAGUGGGGCCCAAGACUUACAUCCGGCAGGACAAUGAGAGGGUCCUGUUUGCCCCCCAGCGCAUGGUGACAGUCCCCCCUCGCCAUUACUGUACGGUUGCCAACCCGGUGGCCCGGGAUGAUCAAGGCUCCGUGCUGCUGGAUGUCUCAGGGCAAGCACGGCUCCGCCACGCUGACCUGGAGAUCCGGCUGGCUCAGGACCCCUUCCCCCUGUACCCGGGCGAGGAGCUGGAAAAGGACAUCACCCCACUGCAGGUGGUCCUGCCCAACACUGCCCUUCACCUUAAAGCAUUGCUGGAUUUCAUGGAUAAGAAUGGAGAGAAAGUGUUGGCCGGAGACGAGUGGCUGUUUGAAGGGCCUGGCACGUACAUCCCCCGGAAGGAAGUGGAAGUGGUGGAGAUCAUUCAGGCCACCAUCAUAAGGCAGAACCAGGCUCUGCGGCUGCGGGCCCGCAAGGAAUGCCAGGACCGGGAUGGCAAGGAGAGGGUGACAGGAGAGGAAUGGCUGGUCCGAACUGUGGGUGCCUACCUGCCAGCAGUGUUUGAGGAGGUUCUGGACUUGGUGGACGCUGUAAUUCUUACGGAAAAGACCGCCCUGCACCUGCGGGCCCUGCAGAACUUCCGGGACCUGAGGGGGAUCCCCCGGCGCACUGGGGAGGAGUGGCUGGUGACCGUGAAGGACACUGAGGCCCACGUGCCAGAUGUUUAUGAGGAAGUGAUGGGAGUCGUGUCCAUCACCACCUUGGGCCCCCAAAACUACUGUGUGAUUCUCGACCCCGUCGGAGAUGAUGGCAAGAACCAGCUGGGGCAGAAGCGUGUCGUGAAGGGAGAGAAGUCCUUCUUCCUACAACCAGGAGAGAGGCUGGAACGGGGCAUCCAGAAUGUGUAUGUGCUGUCCGAGCAACAAGGCCUGCUGCUGAGAGCUCUGCAGCCCGUGGAGGAGGGGGAGGACGGCGAGAAGGUCGCACGCCAGGCUGGGGACCGCUGGCUCAUCCGCGGGCCCCUGGAGUACGUGCCGUCAGCCAAGGUGGAGGUGGUGGAGGAGCGCCAUGCGAUCCCUCUGGAUGAGAACGAGGGCAUCUACGUGCAGGACGUCAAGACUGGACGGGUGCGGGCUGUGAUCGGCACCACCUACAUGCUGAGCCAGGACGAAGUCCUGUGGGAGAAGGAGCUGCCCCCCGGGGUGGAGGAGCUACUGAGCAAGGUGCAGGACCCUCUGGCCGACAGGAGGCAAAUGAACCUAUCCACGGUCUCGCCGCCCAGCACAAUCCGGAACAAGACGCGUGUGGUCAGCUACCGGGUGCCUCACAACGCAGCGGUGCAAGUGUACGACUACAGGGCGAAGAAAGCCCGGGUGGUCUUUGGGCCUGAACUGGUGUCGCUGGGUCCAGAGGAGCAGUUCACGGUGUUGUCCCUCUCGGCUGGGCGGCCCAAGAUGGCACAUGCCCGUCGGUCCCUCUGCCUGUUGCUGGGGCCGGACUUCUUCACCGACCUCAUCACCAUCGAAUCCGCGGACCACGCCCGGCUGCAGCUGCAGCUCGCCUACAACUGGCACUUUGAGAUAAGUGAUCGAACAGACCCUCAAGAGACAGCCAAGCUCUUCUCAGUGCCCGACUUUGUGGGUGAUGCCUGCAAGGCCAUCGCCUCCCGGGUGCGGGGUGCCGUGGCCUCUGUCACCUUCGAUGACUUCCACAAGAACUCGGCCCGCAUCAUUCGCACGGCCGUCUUUGGCUUUGAGACCGAGGGAGCCAAGGGGCCCGACGGCAUGCCCCACGCCCGGGAUAGGGCCUUCUUCCCACAAAAUGGACUCGUAGUCAGCAGCGUGGACGUGCAGUCGGUGGAGCCUGUGGACCAGAGGACGCGGGACGCCUUGCAGCGCAGCGUGCAGCUGGCCAUCGAGAUCACCACCAACUCCCAGGAGGCAGCAGCCAAGCAUGAAGCUCAGAGACUUGAACAAGAGGCGCGAGGCCGGCUGGAGCGGCAGAAGAUCUUGGACCAGUCGGAGGCGGAAAAGGCUCGCAGGGAACUCUUGGAGCUGGAGGCGCUGAGCACCGCCGUGGAGAGCACCGGGUCCGCCAAGGCCGAGGCAGAGUCCCGUGCAGAGGCCGCGCGCAUCGAGGGACAAGGGUCCGUGCUGCAGGCCAAGCUGAAGGCAGAAGCCUUGGCCAUUGAGACGGAGGCUGAGCUCCAGCGUGUACAGAAAGUACGAGACCUAGAACUGGCCUAUGCCCGCUCCCAGCUGGAACUGGAGGUGAGCAAGGCCCAGCAACUGGCUGAGGUGGAGGUGAAGAAGUUCCAGCAAAUGACAGAGGCCCUGGGCGCAGGCACCAUCCGGGACAUCGCUGUGGCGGGGCCUGAGAUGCAGGUGAAACUGCUCCAGAGCCUGGGCCUGAAAUCCACCCUCAUCACCGAUGGUUCCACCCCCAUCAAUCUCUUCAGCACAGCCUUUGGCCUCCUGGGGCAGGGACUUGGCCAGACCCCUGGCAGGAAGACAGACAAGGAAAGCCCCUCCCAAGAAGGCUUUGCCCCCCAGACUUUAGGAAUCUAGGAAUUGGUUCUUCGAGGAAAAUACUCUGAGCUCGCCUCUGUACUGACAAAUAAAACUAAC
Messenger RNA from Sorex fumeus (smoky shrew), 2924 nucleotides. It is a transcript of the gene MVP, whose product is annotated as major vault protein. Gene Ontology annotation, cellular component: cytoplasm; nucleus. The transcript has 15 exons. The record is from RefSeq and is a predicted model, not a curated record. Bases 234 to 2864 code for a protein of 876 amino acids. NCBI's taxonomy places the organism in Eukaryota, Metazoa, Chordata, Mammalia, Eulipotyphla, Soricidae.